CUGAUUUAGACGUCAGUAAUCCAUAUGUCAACUUGGCUCCAUGCAAACUGUCAAUAUCGAGUAGGGUGUACCAAGGCAACAGCAGCAGAAGAGCUUCUUAUGAGACCGACUGUCCAUCUUUUCUCCAAAUGGGGGAAGAAACUAUGAUUUUAUAACUGGAGCCUGUUGCUGAGGAUUCUUGUGAAAGUCAGUCCAGCCCUUUGGAUCACAAUCUGCUGAGUGAAGAUGAGAAAAUAUAGAAAACUUUGUGCCCAAUAACGUACCAGCACUGCAGUUUCUCUCAUCUGCCCAGAAUAGUCCUCACCAUCUCACCACCUCAACCACCUCUGCUGUGCAGCCCAAGCAGGGGGGACUCAUCCCUCUCCACAGGCCUCGGGCCCUCCCAUCGGCGGCCCGCUCUGGCCGUUUGUUGGUGUCUAAUGGCGCGGUGGGAUGCUGAGGGCUGCUGCGGGAGACUGUGAUGUCAGAGCCCAACAGCCCGGGCGAGAGCCAGCGUGGCGCUCCCAGAUUCUUCGUGGGCUGCGAGGACGAUGAGAGCGAGGUGCUGGAGGAUAGCAUAAGGACAGACAUGGAGCUGUAUGAGGACAACGAAGACACAGACUCGGUCAAGGUAAAGGAGAAGAAAUCAGGAAAGGCAGAGAAGAUGAAGAGUGCAGCAAGCAGAUGGAUCAUCAGAAAUCUUCUGAAGAUUAAGAGAAGGCCCCCGGAGCCACAGAUCAUGGUGGGGAUCUGUUGCAUGAUGAAGAAGUCCAAAUCCAAGCCAAUGACCCAGAUUUUGGAGAGGCUGUGCAGGUUUGAGUACAUCACUGUGGUCAUCUUCCCAGAGGACGUCAUCCUCAACGAGCCUGUGGACAAAUGGCCCCUGUGUGACUGUCUCAUCUCCUUCCACUCCAAAGGGUUCCCUCUGGAUAAGGCAGUGAGCUAUGCCAGCCUGAGAAACCCUCUGCUCAUCAAUGACCUGAACAUGCAGUACUACAUACAGGACAGGAGAGAAGUGUAUCGUAUCCUGCAGGAGGAGGGGAUUGAGCUGCCGCGCUACGCUGUGCUGAACCGUGACCCGGAUAAACCAGAUGAGUGUAACCUGGUUGAAGGAGAGGACCAUGUGGAGGUAAAUGGUGAGAUCUUCCAGAAGCCCUUUGUGGAGAAGCCUGUAUGUGCUGAGGACCACAACGUCUACAUCUACUACCCAACGUCUGCAGGUGGAGGCAGCCAGAGGCUCUUCAGAAAGAUCGGCAGCCGGAGCAGCGUCUACUCUCCAGAGAGCUGCGUGAGGAAGACGGGCUCCUACAUCUAUGAAGAGUUCAUGCCAACUGAUGGCACCGAUGUUAAGGUCUACACUGUCGGGCCGGACUAUGCUCACGCUGAGGCCCGGAAGUCCCCUGCUCUGGAUGGGAAGGUGGAGAGAGACAGCGAGGGAAAGGAGGUCCGUUAUCCCGUCAUGCUCUCAGCAAUGGAGAAACUGGUGGCCCGAAAAGUCUGCUUGGCGUUUAAGCAAACAGUGUGUGGCUUUGACCUUCUCCGGGCCAACGGACAUUCCUAUGUUUGUGACGUGAACGGUUUCAGCUUCGUCAAGAAUUCUAUGAAAUACUACGACGACUGCGCCAAGAUCCUCGGAAACAUCGUGAUGCGAGAGCUGGCCCCUCAGUUCCAGAUUCCUUGGUCAGUCCCAACAGAGGCAGAGGACAUUCCUAUUGUUCCCACCACUUCAGGGACCAUGAUGGAGCUGCGCUGUGUCAUCGCGGUCAUCCGUCAUGGAGACAGAACUCCCAAACAGAAGAUGAAGAUGGAAGUUCGCAACCCCAUGUUCUUUGAUCUGUUUGAAAAAUACGAAGGUUACAAAACUGGGAAGUUGAAACUCAAAAAACCAAAACAGCUGCAGGAGGUGCUGGACAUCACCCGACAGCUGUUGAUAGAACUGGGACAGCACAAUGACUGUGAGAUUGAAGAGAAAAAGUCCAAACUGGAGCAGCUGAAGACCGUUUUAGAAAUGUACGGUCACUUCUCUGGGAUCAACAGAAAAGUGCAGCUGACUUACCUGCCCCAUGGGCAGCCUAAAACAUCCAGCGAAGAGGAAGACACACGUAAGGAAGGUCCAUCUCUGCUGCUGGUGCUGAAGUGGGGAGGAGAGCUGACUCCUGCUGGCAGAGUUCAAGCUGAGGAGCUGGGGAGAGCCUUUCGCUGCAUGUACCCAGGAGGACAAGGAGACUAUGCUGGAUUUCCAGGCUGCGGGUUACUACGGUUACACAGCACCUACCGACACGACCUGAAGAUCUACGCGUCCGAUGAAGGCAGGGUGCAGAUGACGGCCGCCGCUUUUGCAAAGGGCUUGCUGGCUCUGGAGGGGGAGCUGACCCCCAUCCUGGUGCAGAUGGUGAAAAGUGCCAACAUGAACGGGCUGCUGGACAGCGACAGCGACUCGCUGAGCAGCUGCCAGCACCGCGUCAAGGCCCGGCUCCAUGAAAUCCUGCAGAGGGACAGGGAGUUUAACGAGGAGGACUAUGAUCGGCUGGCGCCGUCUUGUGCUGAUUCACUGGUGAAUUCAAUGAAAGUAGUGAAGAAUCCGGUGGAAACAUGUGACCAGGUCUACACCCUCAUUCAGAGUCUCACUUCACAGAUCCGCACAAGAAUGGAAGACCCCAAAUCAGCUGACCUGCAGCUGUACCACAGUGAGAGUCUGGAGCUGAUGCUGCAGCGCUGGUCCAAACUAGAGAAGGAUUUCCGCAUGAAGAACGGCCGCUACGACAUCAGCAAAAUCCCCGACAUCUACGACUGUGUGAAGUACGACGUCAUCCACAACGCUUCCCUGGGCCUUCAGGACACGCAGGAGCUGUUCAGACUGUCUCGAGCUCUGGCUGACAUCGUUAUCCCACAGGAAUAUGGCAUAAAUAAAGCUGAGAAACUGGACAUAGCUUAUGCUUACUGCCUCCCGCUGAUCAGAAAGAUCCAGCUUGACCUGCAGAGGACACAUGGAGACGAGUUUGUCAACAAGCUACAUCCACUAUAUUCUCGUGGAGUGCUGUCACCCGGUCGUCACGUCAGGACUCGCUUAUAUUUCACCAGCGAGAGCCACGUCCACUCCCUGCUCAGCAUUUUCCGAUACGGAGGCCUGCUUGAUGAGGAGAAGGACCAGCAGUGGAGACGUGCCAUGGACUACCUCAGUGCGGUCUCAGAACUCAACUACAUGACCCAGAUUGUCAUCAUGCUUUAUGAGGACAACAAUAAGGACAUUUCUUCUGAGGAACGGUUCCACGUGGAGCUCCACUUUAGCCCCGGUGUAAAAGGAGUCGAAGAGGAAGAGCACGCCCCGACCGGAUUUGGUUUCAGACCCGCCUCAGCUGAGGUGUUACAACAGAACGGGCAGAAGAAACCAGACCCCGGCAGUCUGGAGGACCUAACACGAGACGAAUCGGACCGCGCCGUGCCUAGUUCUGAGCCCCUCACCAUUCAGAGGAGGUCCCCACUCAUUCGCAAUCACAAAACUGGAUCAAUGGAGGUCCUCUCAGAAACGUCCUCCUCUAAAGUUGGCAGUUAUCGUCUCUUCUCCUUCUGCCCACGCCAGUCUCCCGAGAUGAAACAAAGCGGACUAGGCUCUCAGUGUGCCGGACUCUUCAGCACCACCGUCCUAGGUGGUUCCUCUAGCGCGCCUAACCUGCAGGACUACGCACGUGCACACCGCAAAAAAUUCUCCAGCGGCAGUCUGUCCUACAAAGACGAGUUGUUGUCUAUGCCGGCAGUAAAACGAUUUUCUGUGUCGUUUGCAAAGCAUCCGACUAAUGGGACACAAGACGACUCGUCCACCAUUGCAUCGUCGUCAUCUCAUUUGUGCACUUCCACAGAGCCCUUGGAGGAACACCAUGUGGCCCAGUUGUUGAGGUUUUUAUCCGCCGACCUCAGCUCAGGCCGCCACCAGCUCUCUCUGGACCACACCCUGGCCCACCACCUCCACCAGUGCUCCUACCACCUCCGCCUCUUCCGAAACUGGCUCAUCUCCGGCCAGGACCCCCUAGAGUGCCUCCACGGCUUUGAAGGCUGCUCCAUGGUGCCCUCCAUCUAUCCUCUGGAAACGCUUCACAACUCGCUGUCACUCAAACAGGUCAACGAGUUCCUGACCAGCGUAUGCGAGAGCGCCGGGGAUCCACACACCAGUACCUCCAGAGCUCUUUCAGCCAUGUUGGGUGCACACAAUCAGCCGUCGGUGGACUCUUACAUCCCUCAGAGGGUCCUCGCUUCCUCCAUGUCGCUCAGAUCUCGUUCUGACAGACCUCCCUGGUACAGCAGUGGUCCAUCCAGCACAGUUUCCAGUGCUGGACCGUCCUCUCCCACCACAGCUGACACCUCACCAAGGUUCAGCUUCAGCGAUAAGGUCUCUCUAACCCCUCAGAGCAGCGAGGAGACCCACUCCUCUCAGAACAUUUCCAGCCAACCACCAUCUGCCGUCGACCCAACAUGUCCCACUGGUUUAAACCCCACUCAAGUCCCUCUGACUCCAAACAACUCCCCAGAGGAAGAAACUGAACCCAGUAGUGGUACUGAAAGGCAGCCUGACAAUCCUGAUCCCCCGCUGGACAGACAGGAGGUUUCCUUAGAUUCCUCCAGUGGGCUGACCUCAGAUCCAGCACAGAGACCUCCCUGCGUGGCUUUAGCAGAGCUCAGUCUGUGUCGGAUGGAGAGUUACUGCCUCCCCGGGUCGUUGCCGGUGCUACUGGAGCUCAGGGAGAGCAGCAGCGAGGCUGGAUCCAGCUCGCAAACGCCUCAGUCCCCUGAGGGGCCGGACGAGUUCUUUGACACACAGGAGUCCAUGGAGCUGUGGACAGACAGUCCAGAACACGUCCCCCAACCUGAAACGCCCCGGGACCCAGAACAUGUUCAGCCAGCAGAGCCGUAAACCAGCUCCUUCAAGUCGAAGUCAACAAAGAUUGUAGCAUCGUGUCCUUUUCUCUCCUCCAGCCGAUGACUGCAGCAAUGCUGAAACCCAGGGUUGGGUUACACCCCAGUUACACCACAGAACCUCAACUGACUGGUCCAACUGGUCUGUCUGUGACAUUCUGUUACACUCACUUAUAGGCUUUCAUGGAAACUUUGCUUUUCAGCACUUCUGAAAACCAAACCUGAGGAGAGCAGAGUCUGAAACUUCCUGGAAGAAUCUUGGGAAACUAAAACUAUGAGUUAAAGCUGCAGAGAACUGGGACAAUAUGAUAAUAUCAUACUUUAAUUAGUUUUUAUAGUGUGAUGUUUUUGUACUGUACAGAUGCAGCUUUACCUUGUAUGAGCAUAUUUCUGCUCUGUCUUUUCUUUUAGAGCCACAGUGAUGACGUUUAAGCCGUUUUAGCGCCAGCUGUUGCAUCGUCUGUCACAUUCAUGGUGAUUUUUCUGGUUUUGGAGCAGCUGUACUUGUUUCUCACUGAGAGGGCUGAAUUGUUCUGUUCUGGAUGGUGGUUCAGCAGCUGUCAGGUUCAGAGUUUCAAUAAAAUACAAGCAUCCACAUUAGGAGCUGAAUCUUCCUUGCCGUUAAUAUUCAAUCUUAAGGUCAGAGAUGUGUCCACUGUAUAUUUAAAACUUGCACAAUAGAUUUAUUUAACUGUAGUUUAUUUGUAGCUGUCUUAUGCUGUUUCCUGGAUUUGGGUGAGUAUAUUUUUUCUAAAAACACAUUCAAACCUAAUUUUAUCACUGAACAAAAAGGAGGGCAUUUUACAUUCAAUAUGCAUUUUAUUGUGGUGAGCUGCUAGGUAGCACAAGUGGACACGAGGGAGCGCGUGCUUCAGAAGCUUUUCAAGUGGAUGCAACGCUGUCUGCUGUCAUGGUAUAGUUGAUGAACUGUAGAAAAGAAAUGCAAACUGUGAGUCUGUGACCUUACCUGACUGUGUGUACAGAGAAAACAUGAAACCAAUAUGAUAGUGUGUUAACUCACUCAAAUAAACCUUUGGACUCGUCUCCAGUUGAAACCAG
Messenger RNA from Girardinichthys multiradiatus, 5946 nucleotides. RefSeq names its product diphosphoinositol pentakisphosphate kinase 1a (gene ppip5k1a). Gene Ontology annotation, biological process: inositol metabolic process; inositol phosphate biosynthetic process. The record is from RefSeq and is a predicted model, not a curated record. NCBI's taxonomy places the organism in Eukaryota, Metazoa, Chordata, Actinopteri, Cyprinodontiformes, Goodeidae. The transcript has 33 exons. Gene Ontology annotation, molecular function: 5-diphosphoinositol pentakisphosphate 1-kinase activity; diphosphoinositol pentakisphosphate kinase activity; inositol hexakisphosphate kinase activity. Gene Ontology annotation, cellular component: cytosol. The coding region runs from base 461 to 4885 and encodes 1474 amino acids.